AUGACCAAAGCGGUACUGCAUCACACGGGGAGGGUGCUGUGGACGCCGCCGGCGAUCUUCAAAUCAUCGUGCGAAAUCGACGUUCGCUACUUUCCGUUCGACCAACAGACAUGCUUCAUGAAAUUCGGCUCCUGGACCUACGACGGUUAUCAGAUCGACUUGAAGCACAUCAACCAGAAGUACGACGACGACAUGGUGACGGUGGGCAUCGACCUGCGCGAGUACUACCCGAGCGUGGAGUGGGACAUCCUGAGCGUGCCGGCGGAGCGCCACACCAAGUUCUAUCCGUGCUGCGCCGAGCCCUACCCGGGUGAGUGCGAGGCCGCGCGAGGCACGCAGGCGGGCGGGCGGACGCGCCGGAGACGGUCGCCGGCAGCGAACAAGCGCCAGCGCCUGCUGCCGCCCCCAUCCCCGCGCGGUAGUCGCUUGAGACCCGGCCUGCGCCGCGCCGCCCAAACGGCUGUUGCCGCCACGCCCCCGCGCCCUGUGCCCGCCUCCCGCUGGAGCGCUCACGCCCUCUGCGCAAAAAAGUUCGGCGGCGCCGCUCUGCGGUGGGAAACUUUUCGGGCUUCCCGCGAUGCACGCCGGCAACGGCGCCAUGGAAAGCCCCUGAUAACGCCCUGGCCCUCGCCCGCCACCGCCAUUGCCAUCGCCACCUCUAUCGCCAUCGCCACCGCCAUCGCCACCGCCAUCGCCACCGCCAUCGCCAACCGCCAUCGCCACCGCCACCGCCACCGCCCGUCGCGGCGCCGCAGGCAAACCAACAGUCGCCACUGA
Messenger RNA from Gryllus bimaculatus (two-spotted cricket), 777 nucleotides. NCBI's taxonomy places the organism in Eukaryota, Metazoa, Arthropoda, Insecta, Orthoptera, Gryllidae. The record is from the annotation of a GenBank genome assembly.